AUGUCGUCGCCGUUACCAGAUUUCUAUUCGUCCCAAUUCUCCAUUACCUCGCCGCGUCGCAUCCCCAAAUCGAACUUUACCUAUAAACAACUACACCAACUCAAGUCCUACAGCCCACAAACACCUCUUCGGGUAAUCGCACAUGUCGAUCUCGACGCUUUUUACGCCCAGUGCGAAACCGUUCGUCUGGGUAUCGAUUCCUCUAAGCCCCUCGCUGUGCAACAAUGGCAGGGCCUCAUAGCAAUCAACUACCCCGCGCGCGAAUUCGGACUAAGUCGACACGUUACAUCCACCGAGGCGCUGAAGCAAUGCCCCGACCUCAUACUACAACAUGUUGCGACGUGGAAAGAAGGCGACGAGAACUGGGCGUACCAUGAAAACAGUUUCCGAGACAUGGCGACGCACAAAGUCAGCCUGGACCCAUAUCGCAAAGAGAGCCGCAAGAUUUUGAAGUGCAUUAAAGACAUCUUACCAGAGAAGGAACAGCGUGUGGAGAAGGCGAGCAUUGACGAAGUCUUCAUGGACUUGAGCGCGCAGGUACAUACUAUCCUUUUGGAGAGAUACCCCGAGUUGAGAGGGCCGGCACCGUACGACGAUCCGACAGAGCCACUGCCAAAGGUCCCAACAACGGUACUAGACUGGGCCGCGGAUGCGCUUGUGGGGACAGGUGAGGAAGAUGGAGAGGAUAGAGACCCGGAUUGGGAUGAUGUGUGCAUGGUAAUUGCAUCCGAAAUUGUUCGGGACGUCAGGAAACAUAUUAAAGAGACACUUGGAUACACAUGUUCUGGCGGCGUGGCCAGAAACAAGAUGCUCGCAAAGUUGGGCUCAGGAUACAAGAAGCCGAACCAACAAACCGUCAUCCGGAAUCGCGCAGUCAAGCAUUUCCUAUCAGACAUGAAGUUUACCAAGAUUCGAAUGCUCGGAGGAAAACUAGGAGAUGAGAUUGUUUCCACCUUUGGCACAGACAAGGUUAAAGAUCUCAUGGAGCAACCAUUGGAUCAAUUGAAAAAGUUGGGUGACGACACAGGCAGUUGGUUGUACUCAAUCAUCCGCGGCGAGGACAACAGCGAAGUCAAUCCACGUACACAGAUCAAAAGUAUGCUUUCGGCAAAGUCUUUUCGACCAUCAAUCAACUCUUUUGAGCAAGGUGUCCGAUGGCUGCGUAUCUUUGUUGCAGACAUUUUCUCAAGAUGUGUGGAGGAAGGCGUACUAGAGAACAAGCGACGACCUAAGAGUAUCAAUCUCCACCAUCGACAAGGCACUCAAACUCGAAGUCGCCAAGCACCGAUUCCUCAGGGCAAGCCUUUGUCCGAAGCAAUCCUAUUUGACCUUGCAAAGAAUCUACUAGCACAAACCGUUGUUGACGGGCGCGCCUGGCCUUGUUCGAACCUAUCACUGAGCGUCGGUGGUUUUGAAGACGGCAUUACAAACAACAAAGGCAUUGGCGGCUUCUUGGUACGAGGCGAGGAAGCAAAAGCCAUGAUGUCUACAGGCAGAGCCAUGAGCAAUAGCAGUGAGCCACCCGCAAAGCGAAGACGAACAAAAGGCAACAUUGCAAAUUUCUUUGGUCCGCGAGACGACAAGAAGAAAGACUUUGACGCGGCAAGAGCAGUGCUUUUGAAAGCACAUACCGAGUCCACGAAGGAGGAGUCAGAAGAGGAUGAGGAUGCGUUGUUUGCUGGCGACGGCGAUGAAUUCGAAAGACCAUCCACACCUCCUCUAAACCGACAUAACUCGCAUGGGGAUAUCCACCCUCCUAAUACUCCUCCAUCAGCCCAACUGCAGUCAGUCUCGACUUCUCCACCUCCACAUACCCGUGAUGAAACACAAACAUCAGCUCCACGCCCAAAAGCACCUGCCCAGCAGAAAACCAUAGACACAUUUUUCUGUCCCAGGUGUAACAUCCAUCUGCCGGUUGACGAAAAAGCCGAGCAUGAAGAUUACCACUUUGCACUCGACCUAUCACGUGAAAUGCGGCAAGAAGACCGCACAUUAGCAACGACACCUUCUGUAUCCACGAGUGCAAAAAGAGGCGCAAGUGCGUCAAAACCGUCACGAGGACGUGGGAGACCCCCCGGCGGCGGCGGUGUAGAAAAAGGACAAGCCAAGUUAGCUUUUGGCAAGAGUACAUGA
This is a messenger RNA of Bipolaris victoriae FI3, 2133 nucleotides long. RefSeq lists its product as hypothetical. The transcript has a single exon. Gene Ontology annotation, molecular function: damaged DNA binding; DNA-directed DNA polymerase activity. Gene Ontology annotation, cellular component: nucleus; replication fork; site of double-strand break. Gene Ontology annotation, biological process: error-prone translesion synthesis; response to radiation. Lineage: Eukaryota; Fungi; Ascomycota; Dothideomycetes; Pleosporales; Pleosporaceae. The record is from RefSeq and is a predicted model, not a curated record. The coding region runs from base 1 to 2133 and encodes 710 amino acids.